GAUAAAAUAGGAAGAAUUAUAAGUGUGUGUUAUUUAUAAAAAAAGCGAUUUAGUGAACUUUUUUCUUAUGUGCAAUUUUUCCACAAAAAUUGUCAAAUAUAUUCAAGAGAAUGAUGCAAAAAUGAUUCAAUGUACAAAUCUUAUAUAUGCAAAGUUUUAUCGUGCAUCUCGAAUUUAUUACCAUCUAGUUAGAGACACUUUCAAACAUCAAGAGGCAGCUGAAGAAGGAAUUAAAGGGUGGCUCAAUGAGUUACAGCAUCAGUCGGAACAAGGCAACUACGUGCACUGUCAGUUCUUUGUCUUAUCAUAAAUUAAAUGCUAUUUUUUAUUUCAGGAGGAAUGGUAUAUCAUUUUGGUUCUGUUGAUCGAUCACAAGCUACAAGCACCCAGCAAUCUCAACUAUUCUCAAACCAAACACCAUUAGCACUAGUCAUUAAAACAAAUAUGAUAAUUCCUAGUGAAUUGAAUGAAGUAAAGCUGUCUAUAAGACGUAAUGCAUUCUAUAUGUUAAAAUUUAUUUUAUACCAUGAAAUACGUGGCAUCUAUAUACAAAUGAAAUUGUACACUGAUCUUAACAAACAUAUUCGAAAAGGUGAAAUCCUAUCAGAAAAAGACUUCAGUAAAGUCGAACAAUAUGCAAUGAAUAAAAUAAAUAUGUACAUUAAUUUGAGAAAAUCACUCUAUGAUAAAUACUUGUAA
Molecule: messenger RNA, 699 nt
Organism: Didymodactylos carnosus
Lineage: Eukaryota; Metazoa; Rotifera; Eurotatoria; Philodinida; Philodinidae
Source: the annotation of a GenBank genome assembly